AUGGCUUGUGUAGAGGUGGUGAAUUUAGAAAGAACACAAUAUAGUUUAGAUAAUUUUGACAUGGUAUUGGUUUUCAAAGAUUAUUCACAACCACCAAAACAUAUUAAUAGAAUUUCAAUGAAUCAAUUAGAAGACAUAAAGGAAUGGCUAUAUUCAAUGAAUAUUUUAUAUUAUGAAGGAACACCAGAUUUAAGUUGGACACAAAUAAUGAGAAAUAUUAAUCAAGAUGCAAUAGGAUUUUAUAAAAAUGGUGGUUGGUCAUUUUUAGAUAUGGAUGAAAAGGAUGAUGAUUCGGAAACACAAUCAGAUUCAGUAAGUGAAUUUGAGCCAACUGAGAAUGAGGAGAAUUAUAAUGAAAGCAGUGAUUAUGAAGAAGAGGAGGAAGCUGUUAGUAUGAAAUCAGCAGGUCCAGGAGAAGCAAGUGAUGAAUCAACAUUAAACUGGGAUAAACUCAAAGAAAAGAUUUGUAAAGUUGAUAAGAAAAGACAAGAAAUUAAGCAUAAAAAUUCUAAUGAUGUUCAUGGUAGUAGUAGUACAAACACAAAUAAGAAACCUCGUCAAAGUUGA
Messenger RNA from Entrophospora sp. SA101, 567 nucleotides. The record is from the annotation of a GenBank genome assembly. NCBI's taxonomy places the organism in Eukaryota, Fungi, Glomeromycota, Glomeromycetes, Entrophosporales, Entrophosporaceae.